Molecule: messenger RNA, 1379 nt
Organism: Raphanus sativus (radish)
Lineage: Eukaryota; Viridiplantae; Streptophyta; Magnoliopsida; Brassicales; Brassicaceae
Product: abscisic acid receptor PYR1
Exons: 1
Coding region: 611-1204 (197 amino acids)
Biological process (GO): abscisic acid-activated signaling pathway
Cellular component (GO): nucleus; cytoplasm
Molecular function (GO): protein phosphatase inhibitor activity; abscisic acid binding; signaling receptor activity
Source: RefSeq, a predicted model, not a curated record
UAAGAUCCAGCCCAUUUAGGUACUGAGAUCCAACAGGACGAGUAGCGGCGCAUUUAUCGGCUUAUUCGGAAGGCUCGGCUCCAGAAUACUUUUAGUCGCUAAAUCGGCCAAUUAAGAGUGCCCGGCUUGCCUAUUCGGCCCGAUAACUCAGUAAGCCCAACCGACUAACAAGAAGCCCAAGGGAGAUACCGCUACUAGGGCGAAUCAUGAAGGGAGCCUAUAAAGAGGGAGAAAAGAGGAAGGAAAAAGGGAUCGAUACUUUGACAUACAUAUUUGGCGGCUAGAAUUAGGGUUUCACUUUUUUUUCUAUCCGCAAUUUUGUACUGUUUUCUCGGCGAGCUCUUUGAGCACCGGUUUGUUUCCACCGUUUACUCUCCCCUUUGUAACCGAAAAACCACUACUCAUCUAAUAAAACAUCUUCGUUAAACCCACAUACGAGUUUCGUCUCUCUUUACUAAUUUCCGACCGAACUCGGUUCGAACAAGCUGAACAAUUAAUAAAAAUACCCUAUGUUUCUUUAUUUGCGCUUAGAUUUUUCCAUAACUACCCUUCAUCUUCCCUCAAAUACACUGCGUAGAGAUAGAGAGAGAUAAUUUUUGAGAUCAUCAUCAUGCCUUCCGAGUUAACUCAGGAAGAACGAUCCGAGCUCACCCAACCCAUCUCCGAGUUCCACACUCACCACCUCGGUCCAGGACGCUGCUCCUCCCUCCACGCGCAGAGAAUCCACGCGCCGCCGGAGAUCGUCUGGUCAGCCGUCCGCCAGUUCGACAAACCGCAGACCUACAAGCACUUCAUCAAAUCCUGCUCCGUCGAGGAAGGCUUCGAGAUGCGCGUCGGCUGCACGCGCGACGUGAUCGUCAUCAGCGGACUGCCGGCGAACACGUCGACGGAGAGGCUCGACGUGCUCGACGACGAGAGGCGAGUGACGGGGUUCAGCGUCAUCGGAGGCGAGCACAGGCUGAGGAACUACAAGUCGGUGACGACGGUGCACAGGUUCGAGAAGGAGGAGAACCGGGUCUGGACGGUGGUUCUCGAGUCGUACGUCGUGGAUAUGCCGGAAGGGAACUCGGAAGAGGAUACGCGUAUGUUUGCUGAUACUGUCGUUAAGCUCAAUCUGCAGAAACUCGCGACGGUCACUGAAGCUAUGGCUCGUAACGCCGGCGUUGGAAGCGGUUCUCAGGUGAACUGGAAAGAGAAAACAUAAAAGUUAUAUAUAAAUAGAAAGAAAAUGGAAAAUCGAUUUGUUUAUUUUUCUUCUAGAUUACUAUUUCGGGAAAUGUUAUUUACUUGCGCUGCUUUUAUAUAAGAUUCUACUAUUUUGACUGUUUUAACUUUUAACCUUAUAGUUUACCUUUUGUCAAUGUUGAAAAAUAGCCUUG